This is a messenger RNA of Sesamum indicum (sesame), 1649 nucleotides long. RefSeq names its product UDP-glycosyltransferase 83A1. The record is from RefSeq and is a predicted model, not a curated record. Lineage: Eukaryota; Viridiplantae; Streptophyta; Magnoliopsida; Lamiales; Pedaliaceae. Gene Ontology annotation, molecular function: quercetin 7-O-glucosyltransferase activity; quercetin 3-O-glucosyltransferase activity.
AAACGACAGCCUCAUUUUCAUCACCAUAUCCACUUAUACAACUAGGUUCACGGGCUUGAGGUGAUUAACAACAGAAUCUGCAAGUGAAACAAAGUGGGAGAAAUGGGAAAAACACAUCAUGUAUUGGCUAUACCAUAUCCCGCACAGGGCCAUGUGAUUCCCCUGAUGGAGGUUGCUCAGUGUUUAGCCAACAAUGGAAUCAGAGUCACAUUUGUGAACACUGAUUUCAAUCACGGACGGGUUCUCAGGGCGCUGACGGGGAACGUACAUGAACUCAUUAGUUUGGUUUCAGUUUCAGACGGAUUAGAGUCCGAUGAAGACAGAAAUGACCAUGGAAAGUUAGCUGAAGCAAUAACCAAGGACAUGCCGGGGAAGCUGGAGGCUCUUGUUGAGAAGAUGAAUGGAACGGAAGGUGAUGGAAUCACAUGUGUUCUUACUGACUGUUAUUUGGCAGGGGCAAUGCAGGUUGCAGAAAAGUUCUGCAUCAAGAAAGCUGCAUUCUUGCCGUCUUCCGUGGCCCUGUUGGCCUCAGUGAUCAGCGCGGAGAAAUUGGUUGAUGAUGGGAUCAUUGACGCUGAUGGAACACCCUUGAAGAACGAGUUGAUUCGGCUGUCUCCAUCCAUGCCUGCAAUGACCCCAAUGAACUUUGCAUGGACAUGCUUCCCUGAUCCCAUGCGGAAGAUUAUCUUCAAUGUUAUCAUAGAAAACAACAAAUCAGCAAAACUAGCAGAGUGGCUAAUUUGCAACACGUCUCAACAUUUGGAGCCCGGAGCCCUCACUUUCAUCCCCAAUUGUACGCCAAUAGGCCCACUGCUCGCUAGCAGCCGCAUUGGGAAAUCAGCAGGCUACUUCUGGCCCGAAGACUCCACUUGCCUGGCAUGGUUGGACCAACAGCCAAACAAUUCUGUCCUGUACGUUGCAUUCGGGAGCUUCACCAUUUUUGACCAAGUUCAGUUCCAAGAACUGGCAUUAGGCCUGGAACUCACCAACAGGCCGUUCCUGUGGGUCGUAAGGCAAGACAUAAUUAAAGAUAUUGAUGAGGCGUACCCGGUGGGAUUCAAGGAACGAGUAAAGAAUCGUGGGAAAAUCAUCAAUUGGGCACCUCAACAACAGGUCUUAUCCCACCCUUCUGUUGCCUGUUUCUUGAGCCAUUGCGGCUGGAACUCUACCGUUGAGUGUGUAAGCAGUGGGGUCCCUCUCCUGUGCUGGCCUUAUUUCGCCGACCAGUUCCUUAACCAGACAUACAUUGUCGAUCAUUGGGAAGUUGGACUAGGCUUGGACAAAGAUGAAAGUGGAAUCAUCAGACAGGAUGAGAUCAAGCACAAGGUGGAACAACUCUUGACUGAUAAAAGUUACAAAACUAAGGCAUUGGACCUUCAGGCUAAGACGACAGCUUGUGCCGGAGGAGGAGGGGAGUCUCAGAAGAACUUCCAUAAGUUCAUAGAUUGGAUCAAAGAAAAGCACUAGUCCCUUUUGAAAGCAGAGUUGAAUCCUCCUCUGCAUGUAUAGAUCAUGGACAAAUUUGUGCUAAGACAGUAAGAUCACAUUAGCUUGAAAUCUUGGGCUGUCACUUUAUCAGCACUGAUCCUUUCAGCAAUGUUUUAAAUCUUUAAGUAGCGGCAUGUUGCUCCUAUGUAUCUAUAAUGAAU